Messenger RNA from Sinocyclocheilus rhinocerous, 396 nucleotides. RefSeq names its product UPF0193 protein EVG1-like. The transcript has 5 exons. The coding region runs from base 1 to 396 and encodes 131 amino acids. NCBI's taxonomy places the organism in Eukaryota, Metazoa, Chordata, Actinopteri, Cypriniformes, Cyprinidae. The record is from RefSeq and is a predicted model, not a curated record.
AUGAAGACUCACCGACCUGGUGCAGAAAGAUGCUGUGCUGGAGAUAAUUAUAUACGAGAACAGUUCAAGCCUAGAGCAACACGGAAUCUAGAGAAAGAAAAGAGACAACUACAAAAUCUUCUUUCUACUGAUCAAAAGGAUGUUGGGCCAACUCACUCCCAAAGAGACUCCACAGAGAGAAGAGAGCAACAGAUAGACCGAUUCCAAGAUGUUCUGGAUGAGAUUGAGGAGAGGAAGCAGUUUUUAGAGGACAUGAUAGCACUGGGAAAAGGUCACCAAUACCAAUACCUCAUCAACACAAGAGUUUCUAACAGAAAAUCUGAACUUGAAGACAUCGACAGGAAACGCAGUGAAGAACUAGCACACAAAAAAGGGACAAAGCAAAGUGAGGGAUAG